Messenger RNA from Pungitius pungitius (ninespine stickleback), 1951 nucleotides. RefSeq lists its product as uncharacterized. The record is from RefSeq and is a predicted model, not a curated record. The transcript is spliced from 11 exons. Lineage: Eukaryota; Metazoa; Chordata; Actinopteri; Perciformes; Gasterosteidae. Gene Ontology annotation, molecular function: protein-membrane adaptor activity. Bases 277 to 1566 code for a protein of 429 amino acids. Gene Ontology annotation, cellular component: nuclear envelope; meiotic nuclear membrane microtubule tethering complex.
CAUACAGUCAGUCAGUUCAUACAGUCAGUCAGUGGCAGUAGCCACAUUCCUGUGUUCUAAACCUGAUUUGCAUGUGGAAUCGUGGAAUGUUCUGUAGAAUAACAGUAGAAUUCCGUGGAACUCAUCUCAGAUUCUCUGGUGGAAUCCUCGGCGCCUAUAAACCAAACUCCCACAAGAAUCGAUCAUUUCAGCUCAGUCAACCGAUCGCAGCGGCCACAUUGACCCGAGCUCCCCGAUUUCCAACCAUUCUCCUUUCAACACAAAGAAGAAACAAAAAUGGAAAUACUAAGCGACGCCAUCCCCAGAAGAACCCUUUGCACCGAGGAGGCACCACAAGCUGCUCCCGGCUUGCUGCAAAGGAGCUUCAGGUAUCUCAACCCCUGGGGUCAACCUCCCCUGGUGACCCAGGAACAUCUGCAGGAGUCACCACUGCAGGAAGACGCAACCCACCCGGACACAAACACGGAGACUGAGGAGGCACCACAAGCUGCUCCCGGCUUGCUGCAAAGGAUCUUCAGGUAUCUCAACCCCUGGGGUCAACCUCCCCCGGUGACCCAGGAACAUCUGCAGGAGUCACCACUGCAGGAAGACGCAACCCACCCGGACACAAACACGGUGACUGAGGAGGCACCACAAGCUGCUCCCGGCUUGCUGCAAAGGAUUUUCAGGUAUCUCAACCCCUGGGGUCAACCUCCCACAGAGGCCCAGGAACAUCUGCAGGAGGCACCACAAGCUGCUCCCGGCUUGCUGCAAAGGAUCUUCAGGUAUCUCAACCCCUGGGGUCAACAAAACCCAAACCCGGGAGUCAGGGGUGAACAAAACAACCCCAAAAAGAAAAGAAAAAGGUUCAAAAUCAACCUGAAGAUGACGGGAGUCAAACGGGACUGGAGAUCAAAGCUCAUGUAUUUCCUCCUCCUGCUUCUGUUUGCUGGUGGAGUGACACAGCACGUACACCACAGCAACCAGCUACAAGAAGCCCGGCUGCAAAUAACCACCCUCACGCAGCUGAUGAGCCGAUUGAGUCCCGUCGCAGACACAAUGGCCAACUUCGCCCAGGAGUCGCAGGGAGCCAGAGUCCUCCACCGCCUGUCCUCAGACACGUUCCGGACCUCAAUCCAAGACAAAAUGGUGGACCAGCUGCUCUCCUGGGUCACAACCUCCACCGACCACCAAAGAAUCAUCCAGGACCACUCAAGGUCGCCCCCCGGAUCGUGCUGGUGCUUCGCGGGGGCCAAGGGACACGCCGUCGUCUCCUUGUCGCAUCCCAUCGAGGUCACGCACGUCACGAUUGGCCACAUCACAAAAAGACAGUCACUCACCGGGGAAAUCAACAGUGCGCCGAGGGAGUUCUCCGUCUACGGAUUGGUGCCCGACAACGACGAAGGCAUCCACCUGGGGAGCUUCGCGUACAACAAGAACGGCCUGAGCUCCCAGACCUUUGAGCUGCCGGUCGCAGUCAAAGAUGUCUUCAGCCACAUCAAGCUGGAGAUAAAGACAAACUGGGGGGAUGAUGACCAAACGUGCCUCUACAACUUCAGGGUGCACGGGUAUCCGGUGUCUGGUUAGGGUGUAGAAGGUCGACCAACCCUGAACGUCUAAGAACAAAUGAGAUGUCAUCAAAUGGAAUACAUAAAUAUGUGAACAUGGGUAUUCAUAAAUAGAUGUAUUAGAUGACAAGUUCACAGAUGUGUUCGGGUUGGUUUGCCUUCCCACGUGGGUUUUCCCCGGGUCCUCCGGUUUCCCCCCACACACCAAACACAGUUUGGUUUACAGUUGGCAGAAGACGAUUAGGUCUUUUGGGGUUUUCUCCGGGUUCUCCGGUUCGCCCACACACACCAAACAUUGUUUGGUUUACAGUUGGCAGAAGACGAUUAGGUCUUUUGGGGUUUUCUCCGGGUUCUCCGGUUCGCCCACACACACCAAACACUGUUUGGUUUACAGUUGGCAGAAG